Schistosoma guineensis is the source of this 897-nucleotide messenger RNA. The record is from the annotation of a GenBank genome assembly. Lineage: Eukaryota; Metazoa; Platyhelminthes; Trematoda; Strigeidida; Schistosomatidae.
AUGAAGUCCUACUAUUUUUCUUCCGGAAAGCUUGUAUUGCUUAUUUCAUCUAUAUUUGGAGCUGGAGUGGCUGUUUUUGGAUACUGCAUUUUCAACGUUGAUAGUCCUACUUUGUUACUAAUUCACAUAAUUAGCAACUUUAUCCUUAUUUGGGCGUUUCUGUCAGUAAGCGUUUGUGGAUUUUUGCUAUUACUGGAGUUGGACAUAGAAUUACCAGGUAAAUUUACAUCAGCGAUAACGAAAUAUUAUGGCAUAAAUAUGUCAAUUCGUCGAAAUAAGGAUUUGACUGCUGCAUUAAAUGAGAUUCAAUUCAAAUUUAAGUGUUGCGGUACGCAUGGUGAAAAAUCAAGUAAUUAUUCAUGGUUUAUUUAUAGAGGGUCAAGCACGUGGUUUUACAUUACACAAGAGCUAGGUCUAAAAUCGACGGUCCAAUACGUUCCAGAAAGUUGUUGUGUUUUAAAAAGUCACAAUCUUCAAUUCAAUUCUUUCUCAGAAAUUCAGUCGCAAAGUGGUGUUUUCCUAGACAGAGAACUAUGUAUUGGUUAUAAGUCACUUACAACAAGAGACGAUAUUGCACCUCGUAUUGAUAAUCCAUUAUAUACCACUAGAAGUAAUACAUAUCUAUAUGAAAAGGGAUGUGUAACGGUAGUCAGACAAGAGUAUCAACAAUAUUCUAUCAUGUUAGCUGCUUCAGGCACAACUGCUCUGGUGCUAUCUAUAGUUGGAUUUAUUCUGUCACUGGUUCUACUAUUCCAUAUUGAAUAUCAACAAUUUGUUAGAAUUUCAACGGACUGGAAUAUUAAUACUAGUACAAUUAAUAUACAGUCAUCUAUACAAGACAAUAUCAGCACUACAUCUAAACAGUUAUCAGAGAAUGAAGUGUUAGUUAAAGCCUAA